UGACUCGAGUGAUGACAUGGCAGAAUUUGCAUGUUUUCCCCCAGGCCCCAGGCCCCAGGGCCUCCAGUCACUGUCCAGUCUCCAGUGUCUAUACUCUAUACUAUGUCUAUAGAUAUGACUAUGAGAUAUGCGAUUAGUGUAGUGUUGUGUAGAGAAAGGUUCAAAGUUCCAUCUGAGAUAGAAAAUUUCAUUUCAAUUUCAAGUGUAAUCCCUCUAUAUUUCUUAUUACUUUAGUAAUCCCUUCCCCUUCCAUAUAAGUACUUAAGUAAUAAUUCAGUUCAUCCUCCAGCGAAAUUCCUUCAAAUCUACAUUCGAUAUGGGAAUGAAUCUAAACGAAGGAUGUAUCAAGGAUAUCAUGCUUGGUACGAAAAUAAACUCCCCAAUAGUUCAAAUUUUGAGCAUUGAAAAGGUUUAUAAGUGGCAGAAGGCCGUUGUUUCGGAUGGAGUGUUCUUUACUCGUGCAAUGUUAGUAGAAUCUGCUUUUAUGUUGGUUUGCAGUGGAGAAUUACAGCCCUACAGUGUGGUUGUUCUGGACGAUUACACAACCGUAAAAAUGCACCAUGCCAAAGGACAUUCGAUGAUGUUAAUGAUUCAUAGAAUGACCAUAUUGAAGAGGGGUGAUGCCAUAGCAAGACAAAUCGGUAAUCCGAUCUCUGCAACUACAUUUCAAUUUAAAGGGCUCAGCAGUUUUGAAAAAUCUCUGUUGGAGAAAACGAAGACGUUAUCAAUAGCGGAGCUGGACCCUGGCAAUGAUUGUUGGUCAAUUAAAGCUCGAAUUGUGAGCAAAACGUAUAUACAGAAAUCGAACGAUGAAUUCUUCAACGUAGAACUCGCUGAUUCGUCUGGCAGUAUAUCAGCAACUGCGUAUAACGAUGCUUGUCGUAAAUUUAUCCACUUACUAGAGGUUGAUAAAGUAUACCAGAUUAGGCGGUAUUACCUUCAGAGUGAGGAAACAACAUGCCGCAAAUUGAGAUUGAUCUUGAAACAUGAUAGCGAAAUUGAACCAGCCAUCGAAAAUAUACAGUUUAACUUCUCUACCUCUAGAUUUUUUAAUGAUGCGCCUUUGUAUACUUCAAUCGAUAUUAUAGGAGUUUGCUUGUACAUGUCAAAUUUGAUUAACUCGGAGGACAAAUCGCGAAAAGGCUUAUUUCGUUUCAUGCGCCUGGCAGACCCAAGUGCAGAUUUAAUUGCAAAUUCGAAUGAGAUGAGCUGGCCAGUCAUGUUAUCGGGUGAUGCAGCUGAGAAAAUCAAUAUUUCCUCCACACCUGUGAUUGCCAUUAAAGCAGCAGAAAUCGUGAUGAAAUCGGGACACAGAUAUGCUUCGGUUAAUCAAGUUUCACAAGUAUUUGUGAAUCCUGAUAUUGAAAAAGCUCGGGAGGUGGCAGUGCAACACAAAAACCGGCUUCAAGGACUUGCGACGCUCAGCGAAAAUGACCACUUCGUUUUUUAAAAAUGAAUACCAUGUGGUCGUCUUGAGUUUUGUUUUUGAAUUAAUAUUAAUAUAAGCAUAGCGAAGAAAUGUAUUCCUUAUUUUCAAAACAAGAUGUUAUAUUUUCAUUAAAAUCAUGUAAUGUACUUA
Molecule: messenger RNA, 1579 nt
Organism: Planococcus citri (citrus mealybug)
Lineage: Eukaryota; Metazoa; Arthropoda; Insecta; Hemiptera; Pseudococcidae
Product: replication protein A 70 kDa DNA-binding subunit-like
Exons: 8
Coding region: 317-1450 (377 amino acids)
Biological process (GO): double-strand break repair via homologous recombination; telomere maintenance via telomerase; meiotic cell cycle
Cellular component (GO): DNA replication factor A complex; nucleus
Molecular function (GO): damaged DNA binding; single-stranded telomeric DNA binding
Source: RefSeq, a predicted model, not a curated record